ACAGGUCGAAGCACCAGACCAUUCCGUGAAAAACUAGUCCCGUCGGAAUGUGUUUCCCAUGCUUUAAAACAAGCGGGCUGAACGCACGGGUCCCGCGCUUUGGCUGAAAUUCCACACUGUCGGUUACGGCACAGACGGGCGGCUGAGGUCCGGUGUCUGUGUUUUUAAGAUAAACCUCGUAUCUGACUCGGGACACUCCGGUACAAACAAUAGACAGCGGUCGGGUGAUUUCAGGGAGCAUUUCCUGCUGGCGGAAGGACACGGCUCGAGAGGCGGCGAGUGGCUGCGCUCCGGCGGCAGGAUUUUUCGUGGAGGGGGGAAAUCGUAGCGCCGCUGAAGCUCGAGAGAGGAAAGAAAGAAUGGAGCGGAGAAAACCCGCGGCCCCGGUGGCUUUAUAACAGCACUUCCAGCUGAAGUCUCUUACCCUAAACCCUCGAAUCACUUCUGCGCGGGCAGCAGGACACAGCCAUGCGAGCCCCGCGCUGAAAUCCGGCCGCAGAGAGGAGCAGAGGCGAGAGAACGGGGGAAAGAUGGGCGCCGUGCUGCGGAGUCUCUUUUUGUGUAGUUUCUGUUUGCAAAUACGGGCUGUGCCGCUUCUCCUGUAUGCAAACCGGCGUGACCUGCGGUUGGUGGACGCCGCUCAUGGGCGUGGGAACGCCACGGUGGUGGUGAGUGGCCUGGAGGAUGCAGCUGCCGUGGAUUUUGAUUACACCCAGGGACUGGUCUACUGGAGUGACGUGAGUGAGGAGGCAAUCAAGUGCACCGUCUUAAACGCCUCCGGCCCCAGCGGUAUCCAGACCACCGUGGUGUCUGGCCUGGCCUCUCCCGAUGGUCUGGCUUGCGACUGGUUGGGAAAUAAGCUUUACUGGACGGACUCAGAAACCAACCGAAUAGAAGUGUCAGAAUUUGAUGGAUCUUAUCGGAAAGUUUUGUUUUGGGAAGGCCUCGAUCAGCCAAGAGCAAUUGCGUUGGAUCCGUGCAGAGGGUAUAUGUACUGGACAGACUGGGGUGAGAUCCCGAAGAUUGAGAGAGCGGGUAUGGACGGCACAAAUCGAGCCAUUAUCAUCGACACUGACAUCUACUGGCCCAAUGGACUCACUUUGGAUUACAGUCAGCAGAAACUAUACUGGGCUGAUGCCAAGUUUAAUUUUAUUCACCGCUCAAACCUGGAUGGCACAGGAAGAGAGGUGGUGGUGAAGGGCUCGCUUCCACACCCUUUUGCUCUGACACUGUACGAGGACACACUCUUCUGGACGGACUGGAACACACACUCCAUCCACUCCUGCAAUAAACAUACGGGGGAAGAGCGCCGUGAGAUCCAUUCCAACAUCUUCUCACCUAUGGACAUCCAUGUCUUCAGCCAGAAGAGACAGCCUAUUGAUGUGAGCACUCCCUGCUCUCCGAAGAACGGUGGCUGUUCCCACCUGUGCCUGCUGUCUCCAGUAAAGCCCUUCUAUCAGUGUGCUUGUCCCACUGGCGUGGAGCUGCUAGAGGACAAUAAGACCUGCCGCAUUGGUGCCACACAGCUCCUCCUCUUAGCUCGUCGAACAGACCUGCGUCGGAUCUCUUUGGACACGCCAGACUUCACUGACAUAGUCCUGCAUGCAGAGGACAUCAGACAUGCUAUUGCCAUUGACUAUGAUCCUGUGGACGGACACAUCUACUGGACUGACGAUGAGGUGCAGGCCAUCCGCAGGUCUCAUCUGGAUGGCAGUGAUGCUCAGUUUAUUGUCACCACUCAGGUGAAUCAUCCAGAUGGCAUUGCUGUUGACUGGAUAGCACGGAAUCUCUAUUGGACAGACACUGGUACAGAUCGCAUCGAGGUCACAAGACUAAACGGCACAAUGAGGAAAAUUUUGAUAUCUGAAGACCUGGAUGAGCCAAGAGCCAUUGUUCUGGAUCCUGUUUCAGGGUAUAUGUACUGGACUGACUGGGGAGAAUUUCCAAAGAUUGAGCGUGCUGCCCUGGAUGGUACAGAUCGGGAGGUGAUGGUAAACACUUCCCUUGGUUGGCCGAAUGGACUGGCACUAGACUACGCAGAGAGGAAGAUAUACUGGGGGGAUGCAAAGACUGAUAAGAUUGAGGUGAUGAAUAUGAAUGGAACAAACCGGAGAAUCUUGGUUGAGGACAAACUCCCUCACAUAUUUGGUUUUACUCUCCUCGGUGACUACAUCUACUGGACGGACUGGCAGCUCCGAAGUAUUGAACGUGUGCAUAAACAUACAGCCGAAAGGGAAGUGAUCGUUGACCAACUACCUGACCUCAUGGGCCUGAAAGCCACCUAUGUACACCAGACAUUUGGUACCAAUCCGUGUGCUGAAAAUAACGGCGGCUGCAGUCACCUAUGCCUCUACAAGCCGCAGGGUGUGGCGUGUGCGUGCCCUAUUGGCCUAGAGCUCAUUUCUGACAUGAGCACCUGCAUUGUGCCCGAGGCCUUCCUGCUCUUUUCCCGGCACACUGACAUCAGGCGGAUCUCCCUGGAAACCAACAACAACAACGUGGCCAUCCCACUGACUGGCGUCAAGGAAGCAUCGGCUUUGGACUUCGAUGUCACUGACAACCGCAUCUACUGGACUGACAUCACACUAAAGACCAUCAGCCGGGCGUUCAUGAACGGCAGUGCACUGGAGCACGUGGUGGAGUUCGGCCUGGACUACCCUGAAGGGAUGGCGGUGGACUGGCUUGGCAAGAACCUGUACUGGGCAGAUACGGGUACCAACCGCAUAGAGGUGGCCAAGCUGGAUGGUCAGCACAGGCAGGUCCUAGUGUGGAAGGACCUCGAUAGCCCACGUGCGCUGGCUCUGGACCCUGCUGAAGGUUUCAUGUAUUGGACUGAAUGGGGCGGGAGGCCUAAGAUUGACAGAGCAGCCAUGGAUGGCACAGGCCGCAUAACUUUGGUCCCCAAUGUAGGCCGUGCCAAUGGACUUACCAUCGAUUAUGCAGAAAGACGACUCUACUGGACUGACCUGGACACUACACUCAUUGAAUCGUCCAAUAUGCUUGGUCUUGAGCGUGAAGUGAUCGCAGAUGACCUGCCUCACCCAUUUGGCCUCACGCAGUACCAGGACUACAUCUACUGGACUGACUGGAGCCAGCGCAGCAUUGAACGGGCCAACAAGACCAGUGGUCAGAACCGCACGCUCAUACAAGGCCAUUUGGACUACGUGAUGGACAUCCUGGUGUUCCACUCAUCACGGCAGGGUGGGUGGAACGCCUGUGCAUCCACCAAUGGCCACUGCUCCCACCUCUGCCUUGCUGUGCCUGUUAGCAGCUAUGUGUGUGGAUGUCCAGCACACUACUCCCUCAAUAAUGACAACAAGACCUGUAGUGCACCCACCUCCUUUCUGCUGUUUAGUCAGAAGACUGCUAUUAACCGCAUGGUGAUGGAUGAACAACAGAGCCCGGACAUCAUCUUGCCAAUUCACAGCCUGCGUAAUGUCCGUGCCAUUGACUAUGAUCCACUUGACAAGCAGCUCUACUGGAUUGACUCCAAGCAAAAUGUCAUUCGUCGUGCCCAGGAGAAUGGCAAUCAGAGUAUGACUGUGGUGUCUAAUUCAGUGGGAGGCCACAACUUGGGUCUGCAGCCAUUCGACCUGAGUAUUGACAUCUACAGUCGUUUCAUCUACUGGACCAGCGAGGUCACCAACGUCAUUAAUGUUACCCGCAUUAAUGGCACGCGUGUGGGAGUGGUCCUUCGCGGUGAGCACGACAAACCCAGAGCAAUCGUGGUCAACCCAGAGAGAGGGUACAUGUACUUCACCAACCUGCAGGAACGAUCUCCUAAGAUCGAGCGGGCAGCUCUGGAUGGCACUGAGCGGGAGGUGCUUUUCUUCACUGGCCUGAGCAAACCUGUUUCCCUGGCUAUUGAUAACGAGCUGGGAAAGCUGUUCUGGGUGGACAUGGACCUACGGCGCAUUGAGAGCAGUGACCUAUCUGGGGCCAAUCGAAUUGUGAUCGAGGACUCGAACAUCUUGCAGCCAGUUGGCUUGACAGUCUUUGGAGAUCACCUGUACUGGAUUGACCGGCAGCAGCAGAUGAUCGAGCGGAUUGACAAGACUACACGUGAAGGCCGAACAAAGAUCCAAGCCCGCAUCUCUGCUCUGACAGACAUCCAUGCUGUUCAUGAGAUUGACAUGGAAGAAUACAACAAACAUCCCUGUACCUCUGACAAUGGAGGCUGCUCCCAUAUCUGCAUUGUAAAGGGAGAUGGUACUACAAGCUGCUCCUGCCCUGUUCACUUGGUCCUGUUACAAGAUGAGCUUUCUUGUGGAGAACCGCCCACCUGUUCACCAGUGCAGUUCCCAUGUGCAUCUGGAGAGGUGGUCUGCAUCCCACAGGCAUGGCGCUGUGAUGGGUUCGCCGAGUGUGAUGACGAAAGUGAUGAGCGUGGCUGCCCUGUUUGCUCAGAAGAGGAGUUUCAGUGUGACAGCAAGCAGUGUGUGGACAUCUCGCUGCGCUGCAAUGGAGACAUUAACUGCCAGGACCGCUCAGAUGAGAACAAGUGUGAAGGUCAUUGCCCUCCAGACCAGUUCGCCUGUAACAGUGGCCAGUGCAUCGGCAAGCAUAAAAAGUGUGACCACAACAUGGACUGCACCGAUAACUCUGAUGAAAUUGGCUGCUACCCCACUGAUGAACCUUCACCGCAGCCCACCAACACUAUCGGCUCCAUUGUUGGUGUUGUGAUGACCUUGUUUGUGGUGGGUGCAGUCUACUUUGUGUGCCAGCGUGUGCUGUGCCCACAGAUGACCGAUGACGGAGAGACCAUGACCAAUGACUUUGUAGUGCACGGACCGUCCUCUGUGCCGCUGGGAUAUGUGCCACAUCCCAGCUCCCUUUCUGGCUCUCUGCCGGGUAUGUCUCGUGGAAAGUCUGUGAUAGGCUCAUUGAGUAUAAUGGGUGGUAGCAGUGGACCUCCUUAUGAUCGUGCCCAUGUAACAGGAGCUUCCUCCAGCAGCUCCUCCAGCACCAAGGGCACUUACUUUCCCCCUAUCCUGAACCCUCCCCCUUCUCCUGCUACAGUGAGAUCUCAGUACACAAUGGAGUUUGGCUACUCGUCCAACAGUCCCUCAACACAUCGCUCAUACAGCUAUAGGCCAUACAGCUACCGCCACUUCGCCCCUCCAACCACACCGUGCAGCACAGAUGUGUGCGACAGCGAUUACACACCGGGACGCCGGGCCCCACCAGUCUCCAGCACUGCGGCAAAGGGCUACACCAGCGACCUCAACUAUGACUCUGAGCCCUUUCCUCCACCCCCCACCCCGCGCAGCCAGUACCUCUCAGCCGAGGAGAACUGCGAGAGCUGCCCUCCGUCUCCUUACACAGAGCGCAGUUACUCACACCACCUGUACCCCCCACCCCCCUCACCCUGCACAGACUCAUCGUGAGCCUCGCUGGUCAUGUGCAGAACCCAGCUCAUCCUCCCUGUUGGUGUAAAUAGCAAUUGUGCAUAAAAUGACUUCAAAAAGAAAGUGACUGAUGCUUGAGCUGGAAGACUGUUCUGUGCAGAGAAAGAAAUAAUAGGAGAAUAAAAAUAAUAGGAGGAUGAAAGAAAAGAUACUUGUGUGCAGAGCGGACAUCCUUGUACAUUAAAAAAAAAAACAUAUUUAUAUAUUUUCUAUACAGCGUUUAUUGGUAAUGCCAUAGAGCUUUGUAUUAUUAAAAGAAAUUUGUACAUUUUUUAAGGAUUUUUUUAUUAAAUUCACACAAACAUUGAUAUGUUGCCUUAAAUCCAAGAGUUCGAAAAUCAAACUACCUUCUCUUUUGAGGCUGAAGGAUGUGGGAAAGGAGUGCGGGUGGUUAACUUCUGAUGCCAAAUAACACUAGUUUCGCCAUCCUGCUUCACAGCUCAGGGACAGGAUGGAGAUGGAAGGAGAAUGACACCCCCUGAUGGCUCUCACUGGUACUACACUGGGCAGCUCUGUUGCUGUGCAGCCAUUUUGUUUCAAGCUGAACCACUAGCUCUUCUAAUCACCCACCACCUGGAGCUCUCCUCUGCGCUGAAAGGAGGGAAAACCUCUGUGUCUGUUUUUCGUCUUGGUUUUUAUUUCUGCAUUUAUGGCAGGGCAGUGUGUCACAGCGCUGGAAAUAUUGGAUUUGAUUGAAAAGCUAUCAGAACUGUAGCAAUAAGAAGAGGACAGACUGUGUUGAAGCUGAAAGUUGCAGCUGCUGUCGAUUGAUCUCUAGCGCUCAAUGCUCCUAAGAGUGAGGCAGUGACUUCAUUUUGGCUCUAGCAGCUCCAGAGUUCCCAGCGUGUUUGCCAUGUUAGUGGGAGUUUGGGUGAUGUACCACCAGUUCUGUGUGGACUUAUGUUUCUAUGGUCUUGAGCAAUCAACCAAAAGUUUUUUUUUUUUUUUUUUUUCCUUCAUGUUUCCUUCCUUUUCCUAACAUGCCUGACUGCAACUGUACAGGAGUCUGUGCAGGACACAAUCUGAAACACAUCUCUCUAUCUAUCUCUCUCUCGCUCUCUCUCUCUAUCUCUCUUUCACACUCGAUCUCUUUUUCUCUCAUCAUAUCGUUCUCUCUCACCUCUCUCCAAUAUUUCACUCUCCACCUUUCUUCUCUUACCAUCUUAUUCUCUCCCCUGCCCCCAUAUCUUUUCUGUCUCAUCCUUUACAAAAGUACACAAUCAAGGACAAGCUUAUCGUGCCUGACCACUUUCUAACAAACUCUUUUCAAAUCGCAUUGCAUCUCUUUUUUAGAAAUCUUAGUGUGCGCAAAAUGUCAAAAUAUUUUUGUACCACAUAUUGUGUAGAUACCAUAUUUAUAAGCUAUAAAGACUGAAAACCAUUGUUAUUUUCUUGUGAUAUCCUUGCAGUACUUUUACCAUUAUGCCAUUAGCUCUCAAUAUAUGCCUUGCUGUAUUUUUCUAUUAACCGUUAUGACCUGAAAGUACAGUGACAAUCCACGAGGAACAAAAGCCGAAGAACAUAACUAUAUGAAUGUCCCUGUUCAGAUAUCUCAAACUGUCCAGUCCAGAAACCCAGUUACAGAUUCUUAAAUCAGAGGCCUCCAGUCUUUAUGUACCUGCAGUUCUAGCCAAGCGUUCAGUAUAUGAUCAGAAUGUUUAAGGUGGGAUCAACACUACUUUUGUGAAUGUGAUCCGAACAUUAGGGUCUUUUUUAAGGAUGAUUGUUUGUCUGCUUGAAGUUUUCAGUGGAGUUUGUUAGGGUCGUUCUGUACUGAUGCGCACCUGGUAGAUUUGCAGCCCUGUUCUUUGAGUAUGGUGGUCGUCUGAUUUGUGGUGUUUGUCUUUAUGUCAGUGAUUUUGCCCUUUCCCGUUCUCAGGCGAGGGACGCGCACCAGCGUGAAUAUUCGUGAUUGUUCUUGGUGUAUUAUAAAAUGUUGCUCUGUAGCUGCUUUUUACGCCUCUGUGGGCCAGUUUAGGGGUUUUGAUUAGACUGCAGACAAACAUUUAAUGUUACAGGCACAUGAGUGGACAAUCAACACACUUACUUUAGGCUGGAUUGUGCCUAGGGUCUGAUGCCAUUUUAGCUUUACCUAUUUUUAAAGGGUAUUUGCACCGUUUUUGUUUUUUGGAGUUUUUUUUUUAUCUUCUAUGACAAAGUUACUGUGAGGAAUUAGUUGAGAAAGUGUAUUGGAGAAAAAUUUGCUUUUUUAACUGUGGUAGCGAGAGGUGCCAAAGGGGUUCAUGAUUUACGCCAAUUUAAAUAUUUUAUUUCAUUUCCAAAACCUCCAGUGAAGCUGCUUGUGUCUACAAAUGUUCCUAUGGAAAUUAAAACAGCAGUUAAUUUGAAAAAAAAAAAUUGUUCUUAAGAAAUGUUUGAAAAAACUUGUCCUUUGCUUAACACCCAGCUUGUAGUCCACCAUUAUUUUAGGGCAAAAUGUUAAUGGAAAGGUUAACAGAAAAUUGUAAAAAAGUUGUAAUUCCCCUUUAAUGCAGAACAAAGUGUUAAUGUAUUGUGUAUAUAUAUGAGGGAUUUUUGCUUAUCUCCUGAACCGGUAAACUUAUCAUUCAGAUAUUAAUCUCAAAGCCUAUUUAGUAACUUCCAUGGAAAUUGAACUAGUACCUAAUUUAUGUGAUUCUUCACCUGUGGAGUUGUAGUGUGGACCUGCUGAUGGAGCCUUAUAGGGCAGUUUCUCAGACAGGGAUUAAACCUACUUUUGGAGUACUCGGCAUUCUAAAUAGAGAUUUUCCAAAAAGGAAAACAGUCUGUGACUAGGCCUAAUGCUUGCUUGGGAAACUGACCGUAGGUCCUUUAGAGUUUAGGAGGCUAAGCUAGACUCUUGAAGAUUGACUAACAUCCACUCGAUUGUGUUCCUCAUUUGCGUCCAAAAAGCUUUGUGUGUCUGUAUAGAAGUCAGCUGAUUUGGUUUCUAAUCAACGUCUACAGGCUGUGCGCGUCCAUCAUCUGCUGGAUGUUUGCAAAGAAAUCAGUACAAUCUCAAUCACACUGCUGCCUUCCCUUUGCCUAGCCUUCACUGCGUUCACUGUGACCCCUGAACAGAAUCUAAAGCAGCAUGUAAGACAUUUAGACGGCCUCACUCUGAUUUCCUACAGUUUGUUUGUUGUUUUGUUUUUGUUUGUUUGUUUUAUAUAUAAAAAUCUAUUCUCCGUUAUGUAAGAGGUUUAGGACGGUUUCCUAUCUGCCGCUGGUCAUGUAGCCAGCAAUCAUCAGGUCAAACCAGCAUCAUCUCAUUCUCCUACUGCACUUUACAGCACCUCGGCCUGGUUACUGGUACGACAGCAUGCUUACCUGAAAACACUGUGUGAAUGUAUGAGCGCGUCUGUAUCUGUGUGAAUGGGGGGAGGUGUUUAGGGGGGGACGUUCUCUAAAGAAUGGAUGUGUAUUUUGCUGCCAUUGUAGCUUGCUUGUAUUUUUGUGUAGCAAAAUGUGGUUUUAAAAAUCAAAAUUGAGGAGCUACCAAAGGUAUGAAACACUAGUGUGACCAGACUCUGCCAUUUCACCUCACUUUACACGCUUCAUCUGCAUUGAAGCAGCAGCAGCAGCCUUUUCUCCAUGUUCCUGUUUCUAAAGGCCAUCAGGCCACGUUUCACUGCUUAGAGAGGAGGAGCAGGGUCUGAAUGAAAUCCUGUGAUUGAAAUGCAGCAGUGAUAAAAGGAGAAAAAGCAAGUUUGCAUAGACAGGUAGAACAUUAAGCACUUUGGCUCCUGGGCAGAGAAUGAUGGUGGGAAGAGAGGGAGGGGCCUGUUAACAAUGUACACUUUUUUUUUUUUUUUGUCGUUCAUCGUUUGUCUUAUUUUUGAUACCAUGGUGCUUUGCAAGGAUAUAUUCAAAGAUGACCAACAUUUGGUUAGUCACAGUUCAUUAAAUUCCACUAACUCUACUUUUUGUACAUCGAUCACUUUACAUGUAAAACUUUGUAUAAAAUGGACAUGUACAGCUCAUUCGAUAACUACUAUAAGCUGUUGUAACAAAUGAAAUGUUGAUUUUUUUUUUUUAAUAAAAAUGAGUGGAUUUUUAAA
Messenger RNA from Astyanax mexicanus (Mexican tetra), 9448 nucleotides. RefSeq names its product low density lipoprotein receptor-related protein 6 (gene lrp6). Gene Ontology annotation, molecular function: Wnt-protein binding; Wnt receptor activity. Lineage: Eukaryota; Metazoa; Chordata; Actinopteri; Characiformes; Acestrorhamphidae. The coding region runs from base 531 to 5387 and encodes 1618 amino acids. Gene Ontology annotation, biological process: canonical Wnt signaling pathway. The transcript has 23 exons. The record is from RefSeq and is a predicted model, not a curated record.